This is a messenger RNA of Suricata suricatta (meerkat), 6986 nucleotides long. RefSeq names its product dedicator of cytokinesis 10 (gene DOCK10). Gene Ontology annotation, biological process: small GTPase-mediated signal transduction; regulation of cell migration; dendritic spine morphogenesis. Gene Ontology annotation, molecular function: guanyl-nucleotide exchange factor activity. Bases 16 to 6360 code for a protein of 2114 amino acids. The transcript has 54 exons. Lineage: Eukaryota; Metazoa; Chordata; Mammalia; Carnivora; Herpestidae. The record is from RefSeq and is a predicted model, not a curated record.
CUCCACGAUGCAGCUAUGGGCUGCACGGCCAGCAUUGUUCUGCGCCAAGCUUUGCGUUCUGUGGUCCAGAGGAGCUGUCCACACAUUUGUAGACGACGCCAAGAGGAGCCGUCCCACGAGAUUGUGCCUCUGGAGAGCGAGGACGAGAUGAGUAGACCCAGAACCCUCAUCAUCAUGCAGGAAAAGCCCAGACUUAUCGAGCCUUUGGAUUAUGAAACCGUCAUUGAAGAACUUGAAAAGACCUAUCGGAAUGAUCCCCUUCGAGAUCUCCUGUUCUUCCCCAGUGACGACUUUUCAACGGCCACGGUGUCUUGGGAUGUCCGAACAUUGUACUCAACAGUCCCUGAAGAUGCAGAACACAAAGCAGAAAAUUUACUGGUGAAAGAGGCUUGUAAAUUUUAUAGUUCCCAAUGGUAUGUGGUAAACUACAAAUAUGAACAAUAUUCUGGAGACUUCCGACAGUUACCCCGAGCAGAAUACAAACCAGAGAAACUUCCUUCACAUUCCUUUGAGGUGGACCAUGAGGACGCUGAUAAGGAUGAAGAUACCACCUCCCACUCAUCUUCCAAGGGCGGUGGAGGAGCUGGAGGAACCGGAGUUUUCAAGUCUGGCUGGCUGUACAAGGGGAAUUUCAAUAGCACUGUGAACAAUACCGUUACUGUUCGGUCAUUCAAAAAGCGCUACUUCCAGCUGACUCAGUUGCCGGAUAACUCCUACAUCAUGAAUUUUUACAAAGAUGAGAAAAUAUCCAAAGAGCCCAAAGGCUGUAUAUUUUUGGAUUCCUGUACAGGUGUGGUGCAGAAUAACAGACUAAGAAAAUAUGCCUUUGAACUGAAAAUGAAUGACCUAACCUAUUUUGUGCUGGCUGCUGAAACCGAGUCAGAUAUGGAUGAUUGGAUCCACACCCUCAACCGUAUCUUGCAGAUCAGUCCUGAGGGGCCACCUCAGGGAAGGAGGAGCACGGAGCUUGCAGACCUGGGGCUGGAUUCACUGGAUAAUUCUAUAACUUGUGAAAGCACGCCAGAGGAAACAGAAUCUUCAGAGAACAGCCUACACCCAGACUUUGCAAAAUACCUCACAGAAACUGAAGAGACUGUCAAAACAACAAGAAAUACAGAGAGGUUAAAUCUGUUCUCGCUGGAUCCGGAUAUAGAUACCUUGAAACUUCAGAAGAAGGACCUUUUAGAACCCGACUUUGUGAUCAAACCAUUUGAAGAAAAAGCUGCCAAGAGAAUCAUGAUUAUCUGUAAAGCUCUCAACUUAAAUCUUCAGGGAUGUGUUACGGAGAAUGAGAAUGACCCAAUAACGAAUAUUGAGCCUUUUUUUGUGAGUGUGGCACUUUAUGACCUCAGAGACAGCAGGAAGAUUUCUGCUGAUUUUCACGUGGAUCUAAAUCACACUGCUGUCAGGCAGAUGCUCUCAGGGGCCUCCGUGGCUUUGGAAAAUGGAAACAUUGACACUGUCACUCCAAGACAAUCAGAAGAACCUCGUGUCAAGGGAUUUCCAGAGGAAUGGCUAAAAUUUCCAAAGCAGGCUAUAUUUUCUGUAAGCAAUCCACAUUCUGAAAUUGUUUUGGUGGCCAAAAUCGAAAAAGUACUGAUGGGGAACAUUGCAAGUGGUGCUGAACCUUAUAUCAAAAAUCCUGACUCCAACAAGUUUGCACAAAAGAUACUAAAAUCCAACAGGCAGUUCUGCAGCAAGUUGGGGAAAUACCGCAUGCCGUUUGCUUGGGCAGUAAGAUCAGUAUUUAAGGACAACCAGGGAAAUGUGGACAGAGACUCAAGAUUUUCACCAUUGUAUAGACAAGAAAGUAGCAAGAUUUCAACCGAGGACCUGCUAAAACUAGUGUCUGAUUACAGAAGGGCUGACAGAAUAAGCAAAAUGCAGACCAUCCCCGGGAGUCUGGAUAUUGCUGUGGACAACAUUCCUUUGGAGCAUCCAAACUGUGUAACAUCGUCCUUUAUCCCUGUCAAGCCUUUCGAUGUGACGGCUCAACCAGAACCCACGGUGGAAGUGGAAGAGUUUGUUUACGACUCAACCAAGUACUACCGUCCUUAUAGAGUAUACAAAAACCAAAUUUACAUUUACCCCAAGCACCUCAAGUAUGAUAGCCAGAAGUGUUUCAGCAAGGCUCGAAACAUAACCGUGUGCAUUGAAUUCAAAAACUCCGACGAAGAAGGUGCCAAGCCAGUGAAGUGUAUUUAUGGGAAACCUGGAGGGCCUCUCUUCACCUCAGCUGCGCACACAGCAGUGCUGCACCAUUCCCAGAAUCCGGAUUUCUCUGACGAGGUGAAAAUUGAGCUCCCAACACAGCUCCAUGAGAAACACCAUAUUUUGUUUUCUUUUUAUCAUGUCACUUGUGACAUAAAUGCCAAGGCUAAUGCCAAGAAGAAGGAGACGCUGGAAACAUCAGUUGGAUAUGCUUGGCUUCCCCUCAUGAAACAUGACCAAAUCGCUUCUCAAGAGUACAAUAUCCCAGUAGCAACAAGCCUGCCUCCUAAUUAUUUAAGCGUUCAAGAUUCUGCAAGUGGAAAGCAUGGCGGGAGUGACAUUAAGUGGGUCGAUGGUGGAAAGCCGCUCUUCAGAGUGUCAACAGUGGUGGUGUCCACAGUGAAUACUCAGGAUCCCCAUGUGAACGCAUUUUUCCGACAGUGCCAAAAAAGAGAAAAAGAUAUGUCUCAGUCACCUACCUCGAAUUUCAUCCGCUCUUGUAAGAACCUACUGAAUGUGGAAAAGAUUCACACAAUCAUGAGUUUUCUGCCUAUCAUCUUGAAUCAGCUCUUCAAGGUGCUGGUACAGAACGAGGAAGAUGAAAUAAGCACAGCCGUGACCAGGGUUCUGACUGACAUCGUGGCCAAGUGCCAUGAGGAACAGCUGGACCACUCUGUCCAGUCAUACAUUAAGUUCGUGUUCAAGACCAGGGCAUGCAAGGAGAGAACUAUCCAUGAGGAGCUGGCUAAAAAUGUGAUUGGUCUUUUGAAAUCCAAUGACUCCACAACAGUAAAGCAUGUCCUCAAGCACUCUUGGUUCUUCUUUGCAAUUAUCCUAAAAUCAAUGGCACAGCACUUGAUUGACACAAAUAAAAUUCAGCUUUCUCGGACUCAAAGAUUUCCUGAAUCUUACCAGAAUGAAUUGGACAAUCUUGUAAUGGUCCUAUGUGAUCACGUGAUUUGGAAAUACAAAGAUGCACUUGAAGAAACAAGAAGGGCAAAUCACAGCGUUGCCAGAUUUCUUAAGCGCUGUUUUACAUUUAUGGACCGGGGCUUUGUGUUUAAGAUGGUUAACAAUUACAUCAGCAUGUUCUCCUCUGGUGAUCUCAAGACCUUAUGCCAGUAUAAAUUUGACUUUCUUCAAGAAGUAUGUCAGCAUGAACACUUUAUUCCUUUGUGUCUCCCCAUAAGAUCAGCAAACAUUCCAGAUCCCUUGACACCUUCAGAAUCAGUUCAAGAAUUACAUGCAUCAGAUAUGCCUGAAUAUUCGGUCACGAAUGAAUUUUGCCGCAAACACUUCUUAAUUGGAAUUCUGCUUCGAGAAGUUGGCUUUGCCUUGCAAGAAGACCAAGACAUCAGGCACUUGGCUUUAGCUGUCCUAAAAAAUCUCAUGGCUAAGCAUUCGUUUGAUGAUCGAUACAGAGAGCCCGGCAAACAGGCCCAGAUAGCAAGUUUAUACAUGCCCCUCUAUGGUAUGCUUCUGGACAAUAUGCCAAGGAUUUACCUGAAAGACCUAUAUCCUUUUACUGUCAACACAUCAAAUCAGGGAUCUAGAGAUGACCUCAGCUCCAAUGGGGGAUUUCACAGCCAGUCAGCUAUGAAACAUGCCAAUUCUGUGGAUACAUCGUUUUCUAAAGAUGUUUUAAAUUCCAUAGCAGCAUUUUCAUCAAUAGCUAUUUCUACAGUAAACCAUGCUGACUCCAGAGCGUCCUUAGCGAGCCUUGACUCCAACCCAAGCACCAAUGAGAAGAGCAGUGAGAAGACGGACAACUGUGAAAAGAUCCCUAGACCCUUGUCUUUGAUAGGGUCAACGCUUCGAUUUGACAAGUUAGACCAAGCAGAAACCAGGAGCCUUCUCAUGUGCUUUCUUCACAUUAUGAAGACAAUUUCAGAGGAGACGCUGAUUGCCUACUGGCAAAGAGCACCCAGUCCGGAGGUGUCUGACUUCUUCAGCAUCUUGGACGUUUGUCUUCAAAAUUUCAGAUACCUAGGAAGACGUAAUAUAAUCAGGAAAAUUGCCGCUGCAUUUAAAUUUGUGCAGUCCACCCAGAACAAUGGAACUCUCAAAGGCUCUAACCCUUCCUGCCAAACAUCAGGUCCCUUGUCACAAUGGAUGCAUACCACGUCCACUCAUGAAGGACAUAAGCAGCAUCGAUCACAAACUUUACCUAUAAUUCGAAGCAAAAACGCACUUUCUAACCCCAAACUCUUACAGAUGUUAGACAAUACCAUGUCCAGCAACCCCAAUGAAAUAGACAUCAUGCACCAUGUAGACACAGAAGCCAAUACAGCUACAGAGGUGUGCCUGACCAUCCUAGACCUGCUGUCCCUCUUCACCCAGACUCACCAGAGACAACUCCAACAAUCUGAAUGUCAAAAUUCCAUGAUGAAAAGGGUCUUUGACACCUACAUGCUCUUUUUCCAAGUCAACCAGUCAGCCACAGCCCUGAAGCACGUGUUUGCCUCCUUGAGGCUGUUUGUAUGCAAGGUAAGAGUGCUCCUGGUCCAGUGGAAGCCUGGAGAAGGAAACAGCAACUUCCCAGCAGAGGUGAAAGAUCUGACAAAACGUAUAAGGACUGUCUUGAUGGCCACAGCUCAGAUGAAAGAGCAUGAAAAGGACCCCGAGAUGCUGGUGGAUCUCCAGUACAGCCUGGCAAACUCCUAUGCAAGCACUCCCGAACUGCGCAGGACCUGGCUGGAAAGCAUGGCCAAGAUUCAUGCAAGGAAUGGAGACUUAUCCGAGGCUGCUAUGUGUUACAUCCACAUAGCUGCCCUCAUUGCGGAAUACCUGAAAAGAAAAGGUUACUGGAAAAUGGAAAAGAUUUGCACACCAUCCCUGCUCCCGGAGGAUGUCCACCCCUGGGAUAGCUACCCAUUACUAACAGCUCCUGGUGGAGGAAGCAUGUUCUCUAUGGGCUGGCCAGCUUUUCUGAGCAUUACACCAAAUAUUAAAGAAGAAGGAGCAAUGAAAGAAGAUUCGGGAAUGCAAGACACACCAUACAAUGAGAAAAUCCUGGUGGAGCAGCUGUACAUGUGUGUGGAGUUUCUUUGGAAGUCGGAGCGAUAUGAACUCAUCGCUGAUGUCAACAAACCCAUAAUUGCUGUCUUCGAGAAGCAGAGGGACUUCAAAAAAUUAUCAGAGCUCUAUUAUGACAUUCAUCGGUCGUACCUAAAAGUUGCAGAGGUGGUGAACUCCGAGAAGCGGCUGUUUGGCCGUUACUACCGUGUAGCCUUUUACGGGCAGGGCUUUUUUGAAGAGGAGGAAGGUAAAGAGUAUAUUUAUAAAGAGCCUAAGCUGACAGGCCUCUCGGAGAUUUCUCAAAGGCUGCUCAAGCUCUAUGCAGAUAAAUUUGGCGCAGACAAUGUGAAAAUAAUCCAGGAUUCCAACAAGGUAAACCCCAAGGAUCUGGACCCCAAAUAUGCCUACAUCCAGGUGACCUAUGUCACACCAUUCUUCGAGGAAAAGGAGAUAGAGGACCGGAAGACGGACUUCGAAAUGCACCACAACAUCAACCGCUUUGUCUUUGAGACGCCCUUCACGCUGUCGGGCAAGAAGCACGGCGGGGUGGAGGAGCAGUGCAAGCGGAGGACGGUCCUGACCACGAGUCACUUGUUCCCCUACGUGAAGAAGAGAAUACAAGUCAUAAGCCAGUCAAGCACAGAACUGAAUCCUAUCGAAGUGGCAAUUGACGAGAUGUCCAAGAAGGUUUCCGAGCUGAAUCAGCUUUGCACGAUGGACGAGGUGGACAUGAUCCGACUGCAGCUCAAAGUCCAAGGAAGUGUCAGCGUGAAGGUUAAUGCCGGGCCGAUGGCCUACGCACGAGCCUUUCUUGAAGAAACCAAUGCGAAGAGAUACCCUGACAACCAAGUAAAACUCCUGAAGGAAAUAUUCAGGCAGUUCGCCGACGCGUGUGGGCAAGCCCUGGACGUGAAUGAGCGUCUCAUCAAGGAGGACCAGCUGGAGUACCAGGAAGAGCUGAGGUCCCAUUACAAGGACAUGCUCGGUGAACUCUCCACAAUCAUGAAUGAGCAGAUUACGUACAGGGACGACCCGUCAAAGCGCGGAGCGGAGCGAACUUGCCCUCGAGUAACUAGCAGGCCGGCCCCGGCUCCGCCCACCGUGUCCAUCACGACCAGUGAGGAAGCCUGAGGGGGGCUGUGCACCAGACACCCUCCCAGGGACCCUUCUGAAUUUGCAGCUCAUCUCGGGGAAGAGACAGACUUAAUUUAUUUGAAGUUUUUAUAGUGUUAAUAUUUUUUUUACCUCGCUAGCUUGAGAAUUUCGCCAGCCUCCGGUUUUGCACAUUUCUUAUGAUUUUUUUUUCCUUUGAGCAGCCUUGAUCAAGCCAAGCUGAAUACUUGCCGUGAAAGUUCCAACGAAUAUGUAGCUCAAAAGCAAACCCUAAGUUUGCUGUCAGUUACAGUAUGUUCAAUACCAAGUCCAGGUACCCAUAUUUUAAAGGUCAAAGUGAAUGUUUUUGUAACAUUUAAGCACAUUUCAAAUGUAAAUAGAAGAUUGUAAAAUAUAUGGUUUUUACCAAAUUUAAAAGAGCCUUUUUAGUUAAUACUUAUGACAGUGCUAAAAUUAUAUGAAUAACAUUUCAGAUACCAUUAUAUUAAAAUAUUUGUGUAGGUGUACAAAAAUGUUGAUAAAUACUAAUCUUUAAAGUUUGUGGAAUUCCUUUAUUUGUAAUAUAUGUGCUCUCAAAAGCAAUGGGAUGUGAAAUUAUGUAUUUUGUUGUUAAUAGAAAUAAAAAAUACAGUUACUUUGCACUA